Molecule: messenger RNA, 1483 nt
Organism: Rotaria sp. Silwood2
Lineage: Eukaryota; Metazoa; Rotifera; Eurotatoria; Philodinida; Philodinidae
Source: the annotation of a GenBank genome assembly
AGAGCUCCCAACUCCUCAACGAAAUUCGGGUGAUCGAUUAAACAGUGCAAUGCUCAGAGAAACAAGUUAUGAUGUGAAAGAGUUGGAUGCUUAUAUAACAGCAAAUGAGCCACUGUUGGUGCCGGAUCAGAGAGCUGCAUACGAUGCGAUUUUGAAUCAGAUCGAGAAGAAAGCUGGUGGAAUAAUCUUCCUUGAUGCACCUGGUGGAACAGGGAAGACAUUUGUCAUUAAUUUGUUAUUGGCUAAAAUCCGGCAUCAGUCAAAGAUUGCGAUUGCGGUCGCCUCUUCCGGUAUCGCUGCUACGCUGCUUCACGGUGGUCGUACUGCGCACUCGACAUUAAAGUUACCUCUUAAGUUUUUGGAAAAUCAAACUCAUGUCUGUAGUAUUACCAAAGGAACUGGCGAAGCAAAGGUUCUGCAAGAAUGUGAACUUAUUGUAUGGGACGAGUGCACAAUGGCUCAUAGGUAUGCAUUAGAAGCUUUGAACCAUACUUUACAGGAUCUUCGUAACAAUGGAAAGAAUAUGGGUGGAGUAGUUGUACUUAUUGCUGGCGAUUUUAGGCAAACAUUACCAGUUAUUCCAAAGGGUACCAUGGCUGAUGAGCUAAAAGCUUGCUUGAAAUCUUCGUAUCUUUGGAGACAUGUUGUACCAUUAAAACUCAGUACUAACAUGAGAGUGCACUUACAAGGUGACGUAUCUGCCGGCCGUUUCGCUGAACAACUUCUCGCAAUUGGAAAUGGCAAAAUACCUGCUGACCCAGUCAGUGGACUUAUUAAUAUUUCAGACAACUUUUGCAAUAUCGUUGAAUCAGUCGAAGAACUCAAGAAUAAAGUGUUUCCAAACAUUCAAACUCAGUACAAGGAUCACAAAUGGUUAUGUGAACGUGCUAUUCUGGCUCCGAAAAACGUCAAUGUAAAUGCUAUCAAUCUACAAAUACAGCAACAACUUCCUGGUGAAGCUAUAUCUUACAAAUCAAUUGAUACAGUUAAAGAUAUCGACAUGGUAGUUCAGUAUCCAACUGAGUUUCUCAAUUCACUCGAACCUUCUGGAAUGCCACCACAUAACUUGCGUCUGAAAAUUGGAUCAUCUAUUAUGCUCCUAAGAAAUCUGGAUGCACCAAGAUUAUGUAAUGGUACAAGGCUAUGUGUCAAAACUCUAAUGCCUCAUGUAAUCGAAGCAACGAUCAUGACAGGUUGUGCAAAAGGUGAAGAUGUAUUCAUACCAAAAAUACCUUUGCUCCCUUCUGAUAUACCAUUCGAAUUUACACGACUUCAGUUUCCAGUACGGCUUGCCUUCGCAAUGUCUAUUAAUAAGGCUCAAGGGCAAUCACUUAAAGUUGCUGGUGUCAAUUUAGAAACUCCUUGCUUUUCUCAUGGUCAACUUUAUGUGGCAUGCUCGAGAGUAGGAACGGGAAAGAAUUUGUAUGUUUUUGCUCUAGAUGAAAAAACGAAGAACAUCGUGCACAAUUCAGCUUUACAAUGA